This is a messenger RNA of Zophobas morio, 1019 nucleotides long. Its product is annotated as brachyurin-like. The transcript has 6 exons. Gene Ontology annotation, biological process: proteolysis. Gene Ontology annotation, molecular function: serine-type endopeptidase activity. Bases 181 to 942 code for a protein of 253 amino acids. The record is from RefSeq and is a predicted model, not a curated record. NCBI's taxonomy places the organism in Eukaryota, Metazoa, Arthropoda, Insecta, Coleoptera, Tenebrionidae.
AUAAGCAUAAGUAGCUUUCAGAUCAAGGACAAAGUUUAUUACUGCUCAGUGAUCAGAACAUUUUUUUUAUCUUGUGACUUGUGCUUACGUUCCUCAUUUUGUAUACCGCUUUAUCACAUACAUACAAAUAUUCCCGAAUAAGAAUCCAAAAGACGUAAUACUAAUUUAUUAGGCUAAGACAUGAAAUCUCUGGUACUACUUUUGACAUUCGCGUCGCUAGCCUUGGCCAAACCUGGCGAACGCAUUGUAGGUGGUCAAGUGGCACGUGGUGGCCAGUUUCCAUACGCAGCAGCAGUCUAUGUUUCAAAAGUUGGAGGCGCAUAUUUCUGUGGAGGUGCUUUAAUUAACAAUCAAUGGAUAGUUACAGCAGCUCAGUGUGCAGAAGGCGCCAACACAUUUACUAUUCAAUUGGGUUCAAAUCUGCUAAGUGGAACUGAUGCCAAUAGACUAACUUUGGCAACUGCCACUUUUGUUUUGCACCCUGAGUAUGACCCAGAAACACUACACAACGAUGUUGCUUUGGUUAAACUGCGACUACCAAUAGCAUUUAAUCAAUAUGUUGGGGCCGCCAGUUUACCCACCAGCUUUAUUCCUGAUUACACAUCAGUGACUGCCGUCGGGUGGGGCCAAAUAGAUGACUUUAACACAGGUCUGUCCAAUGAUCUAACUUGGGUAACACUGACUACUAUUUCUCACGACGAAUGUCAACUAACCUAUGGUCCACAAAUCACACAUGAUAUGUUGUGUGUUGCUGGAAACUUUAACGAAGGAAUUUGCAAUGGAGAUAUGGGUGGACCUUUGCUUCAAACUGUAAGUGGUUCUGCAGUUUUGGUUGGGAUAGCAAGUUUCAGAAGCCAGUCAGGUUGCGAAACCACGGAUCCUUCAGGGUACACCAGGAUAAUACCUUACGUUGAAUGGAUCAACAGCGUGAUAGCAGCUUAACUCUUUUUAUUGUGAAUGACAUAAAAUUUUGAUAGAUAUAAUCAAUACAGCUACGUGCCUUCAAAGCAUUUUCACAA